CAAUGCCCUGAUGGGCUGGGCAGCCCUCCCGGAUGCUUCUGCCUGCUUCAGCACAGCCCCUGCCCCGGCCCCUGUCAGAGCUUCGCUGAGGAGCUUUGGAAUCGGCAGGAGUUAUUUCCCCGUUGCUGGGAAAUCUGGUUGUUGAAACCAAUAAGAGCAUUAACAAGGGAAAUGCUCACCCCUCCCCCAGGCUCUUGGCGGGCUAAUUAUGCCAGCCUUAAUAACAGCCUUUUGUCACCAAGGCUGCCUGCAAGUCUGCCCCAAAACAUAAGGCAGUCGGAACACCAUCAGCAAAGUCCUCUGGCUUGGGGGAGAGGGACAGCAGUCUCGAGGAAGGGGGCUGCUGAGGAGGUUUGGGCCCAGCAGAGUGGAAGCACUAUGUUCAUUACAGUGAGAUAUGGAGCUGACUGCCAAGAGAUUGUGAACGUGCAUUGCCGGGUCCUGACCCUCACCGCGCACCUGAAGAAGAAAUGCCAAUGUCGGCCAGAAGAUUGCAUUGAUCUCCUAGAUGAAUUGGGGACCCUGAUAAACCUGAGCGAAGUGGAGAAUCCUGCAUCUGAGCUGGCCAGUAAAUACCUCCAGGAGAGGCAGCACUACAUCCUCCUCAGAGUCAUUCGAUAUGAAAUGAAGGAGCAUGGUUCUGCUAAUUCUGUUGGCAGGAGGAGAAGGCUCGGAAUCAACCUACUACGAAUCCCUACUGGAGAACCUGGGAAAACACUACCCUGAGCUGGCAGAGCGGCUGCAGAAGUUAUCAGCACACCCUCAGCUAAAGGACAACACGAGGAGGAGUUCCAUGCAGAGAAAGUUUCGCGCACUGAAGGAACCACCCCAAGGCUCCCCAGCAAAAUUCAGAAGCACACAGCAGAGUAAGAAAGGCUCUGUUCCCUCCAGCAGGCCCACCUAGAUGGGCAUCAUCCGUUGCGGGAACAAGGCCUCCAGCUGUUUGGAAGCAUCUUUGAGGGACCCUUCACAGGGUGAAAGACAGCCAGCCAGGUGGAGUCAAACUGUAGGGCAGGAUGCAAGAAGCCACUGCUUUACAAGCAGCGUCCUUAUCACAGCCAGACUGAGCCAUAAUCAGAGACCCCCCCCCUCAAAACUUUUUAAAUGGAAGGCUAGCUAGGCUUAUGCCACCCUCUGAAACAGAGUUUAGACCUGUCAGGGAUAACGGACUAAAAUGUAGCAGAGACUUUACUUUUGGUACUAGCAGCUCUGACACACAGCGAGCAGGUCUCUUCUGCGACAAGGUGCCACAUCUAUAGUCACAACCCAACACAAGCCACAGUUAGUUCCAAAUGAAGUGUACAAUGGUAACACCUAACAACCCCUAUUAGAAAUAGGGGAACUUUGUGAUGUGUCAGUGUUCUCAAGCCUACUUGCUGCAAGCCAUUUCUCCAGUACUAUAAACUCCCCUGCCCUCCCCAGGCUAAGGGCAACUGGUACAUGUAUACUAAAAAAAGUAAUCUAUUGACAUUAGUGAGAGGCAAAUGUGGAUUACUUUAUUCCUGUUACCACCACACUAGAUAUGGGAGAGCAAAGUGGAUUGUAUUCUGUCUGCUUCAUCAAAAGCAGUAUUUACAUUCCAAUGGGAGGCUCUUUAUGACUGAUCAUGCACAAUCCAGAAAAGACUCAGCUUGACUUUCAUUUGCAGGUUGAGGUUGUAGGGCUGGCCAUCAAAGAGAAAAAUAUAGUCUUGGAAACUGAGCAAGUCUGAUAUGGAAUCCUUGCAAGGCACCCAGCCAGGAAUCCCCUGGUGCCUCUUUCACAGUAACUGCUCUGGAAGUGGCCUUUGUGAAAGCCCAGUUCCAACAUCUCCUGCCCCCAUCAGGAACAGCUUCACCUUGUACAGUGGGGGGUUUUUUUUGUGUUUAAAAAAAAACAAACAAACACUGAUUAGGGAGAGUGCCUCCUGGAGGAAUAUCUUUAUGAACCAGACUAGAAUGUAAUUCAUCAAAUAUUAAAUACAUAGAAUAAAACAAUGGUUUUAAGGAUUGUGGGAAAUGCAGUUUUGUUCAGCAGGGAACUGGUUUCUUUCACACAUGCAUUAGCAAAUGUGCAAACCCUGAUCCAAUUUUGAGCUCAUUUUCAGUAUGUAUGUUUAGAGUAGCUUUGACUCCUUAGUGAUUCCAGAUUUAUAUUGGUGUUCCCAAGAUCAGAAUCUCACUCUUUAUUCACAAAGCAACAAGACUUUAAAAUGUCCUUUGUGCCUAGAUUUUCCUUGGCACACAGCACAUGGCAGUCUGACUGCAAGCCACACACAGUUCAGGAGACACUAACCACUGCCAAAAGUUCAGGUCAUGAAGUUUUGGUGGGGGAGAGGCUUUCAUUGCAAGACUGGGGUAUAUCCACUAUUUUGUUAUUUUUUUAAGAGGAGAAAUACUCUUUCCUGUUUAGCAGAACUGGAAAGUUGUAACAGAACUGCACCAGCAUAGACUGUUACCAGCCACUUACAAAUCCAUACAAGGAAUGAGAUUCAGACAAUACUGUCCAGUGUUCAACAGCAGCUAGAGAGCAAUGACAACUAAAAUAACCAAGAGAGUUAAGAGAUUUUAUCCAUCUGCAAAGAAAAUCCCAAUAUUAGUAUGCAAAGCAUUCUUUUCCUGGUCACACGGCAGCUCCAUUCCUUCCAGCUGAAGCCUGAUGACUGUUAACAGUGUCAGUUUCGACUGUGGAAAGGUAACCCAAGUUGCUUCAUAGCCAAUAAAACUGAAAGUGUUGGCUUUUUGCAGGGCCAGAUCUGUGUGGAGUGUCGAACACAUUUCAGUUACUGACUAGCUAUACCUGACUGUUAGCUGAGGCCUUGCAGCUCCUAGUGCAAUGUUAAAGCUGCAUGUGGCACCACUGAAUUUAACCUGAUGCUAAUCACCUUCAGCAUAUUACUUAACCCACUAAGCCAAAACAAGAUCAGCCAGCAGUGUUCUUAGUCAUGCAAUUGACCAGGUCACAUUUUUCUUUCCAC
Molecule: messenger RNA, 2956 nt
Organism: Chelonia mydas (Green sea turtle)
Lineage: Eukaryota; Metazoa; Chordata; Testudines; Cheloniidae
Gene: C15H22orf15
Product: chromosome 15 C22orf15 homolog
Exons: 5
Coding region: 172-726 (184 amino acids)
Source: RefSeq, a predicted model, not a curated record